CUGGCGUCGAAUCGAGAACGACUCGGGAGGCGCCAUAACUGGGUUCCUGUGACGUCAUAGCUCGCCAAGCGCUCACCUGGGGCUGCGGGACAGCGAUUCGAGACGAAUUUCGAGCUGUGCGGCCCACCCGCAGCAGAUAGGACGAUCUGCCGCCCGGCGCUCACGGUACAAACCGCAAGCGCACGGCGCCGACGCGUCCAGAUCUCGCAAGAAUGGCCCCCAAGAAGAAAGCCAAGACCGCCGCGCCGCCGAUGGCCUGUUUCGCGGGUGCGAAAAUCACCGUCAUCGGCGCCAAUCCGUUCCAGCGGAAGCUCUGGGAGGCGAAGAUCGGCGCCGGCACCUCGUUCCUCAAACCGUCUCAAGCAGCAUCACUCAAGGAAGGCAACGACUUCGUCGUGAUUGUUGUGGAUAAUGUGGAUCCCGCGACCGUGCGCGCGAAGGCGGGCACCGCGCAGCUCGUCGUCGAGCGCUGGAUCACGGACUCGAUCGCGCGCAACGAGCGCCAGUCCGCCGCGGCCCACGCCUGGGGCGGCGCGCUCGAGGACGCCGCGCCGUCGCCGGACGACGAGAGCGACGCGUCGAACGCACCGGAGACGAAGGGCCUCGUCAUCGUCGCCGUCGGCCUGCCGGGCGCGGGCAAGUCGCGGUUCCACAAGGAGUACCUGGCCGGGCGCGACGUCGUCCGCUGCUGCCAGGACCUCCUAGAACGAUCGAGAUGUCUCGCGCUCGUCGAGGAGACCGUGCGCGCGGGCAAGUGUGCGUAUGUCGAUCGGUGUGAUGGGUAUCCGGAGCAGCGCGCGCCCUGGGUGGAAAUAGCGAAGCGCUGCAACGUCGAGGUCGUCGCGUUGCGGUUCACGGCGGACGCGUCUACGUGCAUCCAGCGCGCCAAGGCCCGAGCCGCGCAGGGCGAGCACGACAGCACGCUCAAAAGUGAUUUCGCCCGCGUCAUCCUAAAGCAUAGGAGCGAAGCGGAACCUAUUGGCGAGGAAGAAGGCUUCGACCGCGUUUGUGACGUCUACGAGGACGACAACGCGGCCAAUUUGGCCCUUGUGGACGAGCUGCUCGGCCGCACGCCGGCGCCCAUGGUCGAGCCCGUCGCGGCGCCGUCGCUGCCGGACACGACCGCCGCCAUCCGGGCCUUCGCGCUCGCGCCCGCGGACCCGUUGCCGCGCGACGUCCCCGGCUACGAUGUGGACGAGCCUCUGCACGCAAAGAUCGUCGACAGCGUCAUCACUGCGGCCGACGCCGCGCGGCUGAUCGAGCUCGCUGCGGGGGCCCGGGACGCCUUAACGGGGGAACACGGAUACCGAUGGGCGGAUUUGGACGGGCGCAUGCAGCGCGACAAGCGCCAGAGCGACCGCGUCAUGGUCGACGCGCCGGAUUUAGCGCGUCAGAUCUUCGCGCGGCUGAGCGCGGGGCUGCCGGCGACGUGGCGGUCGCGGUCGGGGGGCCUCUGGCGCCUGAAGGGGCUGAACGAGCGCCUGCGGUUCCUCAAGUACUCGCAACCGGGCGACUUCUUCUACCCCCACUGGGACGGUUGCUUCGUCCGAGAGGUGGGCGUCGAGCGCUCCUUCGUGACCGUCCUCCUCUACCUCAACGAGGGCUACCGCGGCGCGUGCACGACCAUCUACGACGAGACGGGCCGCCCGCUCCCCGUCGCGCCCCGGACCGGCAUGGCACUCGUCCACGACCACCUCGUGAGGCAUGCGGUGCCGACGCUGCGCGAGGGCGUCAAGCACGUCAUCCGCACGGACGUCAUGUACGAGCGCGUCUUCGAGUAAGCUUGUGAUAUGUAUCCA
Molecule: messenger RNA, 1799 nt
Organism: Pelagomonas calceolata
Lineage: Eukaryota; Pelagophyceae; Pelagomonadales; Pelagomonadaceae
Source: the annotation of a GenBank genome assembly